GGUGGCUGGUGGGGUGAUGCUCGCGAAAGCAAAGCACCACCACCCCACAAAGAAAAAGAAUAUCCCCAAUCCCACACUUCGAUCACCGCUCAAACCCUAGCUACCAAUCCCCGCAAUUCCUCCCCAGGCCCAGGUUCCUCCGGUGCUGGAUGCCCCCAGCCUAGGCGGCGGCUCGGUGGCUUGUGUGCGUGCGCGGCCGCCGAUGGAGCCGCGCGUGGGUAACAAGUACCGCCUCGGCCGCAAGCUCGGCAGCGGCUCGUUCGGGGAGAUCUACCUCGGUACUAACGUGCAGACCAACGAGGAGGUCGCGAUUAAGCUUGGUAAAUGAUGGAUACAGAAGCAAGAGUCAUUGAAAACUAUUUCCUGCCAAGGAUUACGGGUAGCUAUUAUAUGGACUGAGCUGUGAAAAUGUGAAGACAAAGCAUCCUCAGUUGCUGUAUGAGUCAAAGUUGUACAGGGUACUGCAGGGCGGAACUGGGAUUUCAAAUGUCAAGUGGUUUGGUGUUGAGGGUGACUACAAUGUUCUUGUUAUGGAUGUGUUGGGGCCAAGCCUUGAAGAUCUUUUCAGCUUUUGCAACAGAAAACUGUCGCUCAAAACUGUUCUGAUGCUUGCUGAUCAAAUGAUCAACCGAGUUGAAUUUAUACAUUCAAAGUCCUUCUUGCAUCGAGAUAUAAAGCCAGACAAUUUUCUCAUGGGCCUUGGAAAGAGAGCAAAUCAGGUAUAUAUGAUUGACUUUGGACUGGCAAAGAAAUACAGGGACACGUCAACACACCAGCACAUUCCAUACCGGGAGAACAAAAAUUUGACUGGGACAGCUCGAUAUGCGAGUGUAAGCACCCAUCUCGGAAUUGAACAAAGCAGAAGGGAUGACAUGGAGUCUCUUGGAUAUGUACUCAUGUACUUCUUGAGAGGAAGGUUGGUUAUGCAGCUUCAGUUUGUUCUAUUUUUAUGUCAUCUGGUGUGUUCUAACAGCUCCCCUGUUACCAGUCUCCCAUGGCAGGGUUUAAAAGCCGGUACGAAGAAACAGAAGUAUGAGAAAAUCAGUGAACGGAAGGUUGCCACUUCAAUUGAGGCUUUGUGUCGUGGAUACCCUUCUGAAUUUCAGUCAUUCUUCCAUUACUGCCGCUCACUGCGUUUUGAAGACAGUCCAGACUAUCAAUAUCUGAAGAGAUUGUUCAGAGAUCUUUUUAUUCGAGAGGGAUUCCAGUUUGAUUAUGUUUUUGACUGGACCAUUCUUAAAUACCAGCAGUCACAAAUGACCAGUGUUCCACGACGGGCUAUUCCCGCUGCCGCAGGACAAAGCUCGGGGAUGGCUCCAAUUGCAAGUAAUAAUAGACUGUCAGCCACCGAAGAGGGAAGAAGAAGUGGGUGGUCAGAUGAUCCUACACGACGUCAGGUUCCACCUACAGGAAUAAAUGCAGGCAGCUUAUCGAAACAGAAGUCACCAGUUAGACCAGAUGUGUCCGCACCGAAGGAAGCUGUGUUGUCCAGUUCGACUUUUUUGGGUCGGUCAGGCGUGUCCUCAAGGCGACCUGCUGUUUCUAGUAGCCGAGAUUUGCCAAGCAGUGAGGCUGAACCAUCGCGUAGUCGUGCACCAGACGUGAGUCCAGGGACGUUCCAGAGAAACUCAGCCCCACGGAGGACCUCACAGACGCUUGACUACUCUGACCCCAGGCACAAGUCUAACAGCAACAACUACGAGUCCACUAUAAGGGGCAUCCGAGGCCUAAAUUUCAAUGCCAACGAUAGGAUCCACUACUAGUAUCUUAUGGAUCCUACAAAGCAUGUAUAAUAUGUGAUCUGCUGAAGUUAAAGUGGGGAGUGAGGCCAUACUUUCCGAGCUACUCUCCUACCAUGUGAUCCACAAGCUACGUGCUGGAGAGGCAGUUUGCUGACCCAAAGAAACGGGGGCUGGCUGGCGAAAUAAAGGGUCUGCGACAGCCAUGGCCCUAAAAUAGCACGUUGGGCCUAUGUUUUAGCCUCUCUGUACAGGUUUUCUUUUGUGCGUUGAGAUGCUGCUUUCCUACUUUUCACAUAAUACUAUUAUGUUUUAAGAUAUUUACCUUACUGUCAUGUCUAGUAUGUUUA
Messenger RNA from Triticum aestivum (bread wheat), 2089 nucleotides. RefSeq names its product casein kinase I. Gene Ontology annotation, biological process: protein phosphorylation. The transcript is spliced from 14 exons. NCBI's taxonomy places the organism in Eukaryota, Viridiplantae, Streptophyta, Magnoliopsida, Poales, Poaceae. The coding region runs from base 531 to 1763 and encodes 410 amino acids. The record is from RefSeq and is a predicted model, not a curated record. Gene Ontology annotation, molecular function: protein kinase activity; ATP binding.